Molecule: messenger RNA, 2669 nt
Organism: Melozone crissalis (California towhee)
Lineage: Eukaryota; Metazoa; Chordata; Aves; Passeriformes; Passerellidae
Gene: GSAP
Product: gamma-secretase activating protein
Exons: 31
Coding region: 12-2555 (847 amino acids)
Biological process (GO): positive regulation of amyloid-beta formation
Cellular component (GO): trans-Golgi network
Source: RefSeq, a predicted model, not a curated record
GGGCUGGGGCUAUGCUGCUGCGCCUGGCGCCCGAGUUCGAGCUGCGGAGGGACGUGCUGCCCUGGCUGGCGGAGCGGGGCUGCGCCGCGGCUCUAGACACUUCUGAGAAUUCAUCAGCACUCUAUGUUGUAAAUGUUGAAAGAAAUGGAAAAAUUAUUUAUACCUGGAAGGGAAACCAGAGAAACACUCACAUUGGAUUGUAUGAUCUGCAAACGAAGCAAAACGAGCACCUCUAUAUGUUUGAGAAGAAUCUGCACAUAAUCAGCUGUUCAAUCAACAAUGAAAGGACCUUAUUGGCAGUCAGCUUCUGUCAAUAUACAGAGGAAGAAAGAGCAGCUCAGCUCUUACAGUCAGUGUCCAAGUAUUUAACCUUGCUAAUUGAAAUUCAUCCCAUUAACAAUGUGAGAGUGCUAAAGGCUGUGGAUAGCUGUGUUCGAGUACAGUUUCUUUAUCCAGUUGAAGGCAGAAAUGCUUCUAGAGAAAGUCGUCUCUUGCUAGUUUCAGAAGAUAAAUAUAUUGAACAAUUUGACAUUCAUGUUGUUGCAGAAGAAGAACGCAAAGUGGUGGUUCAAAAGUCAGGUCAGCUUCCAAGAGUCAAAGUUGCAGAUGACCUCGUUUGGGCACAGUGGGAUAUGAUGGAGCAAAGACUCUUCUACAUUGUUCCAAAGGAAUCAAAGAGUACUUUAAGGUGUGUCCAGUUUUAUCCUGAGGAAAAUUUUAAUUCAAUACUGGAAUCACACCUGGAUAUUGCUGUAAAUGACACACAAUUAAAACUUGUGAAUUUUGGAUAUGAUUAUUGUCAAGAUCAAGAUGUUGCAUCUAAAUCUUUGAAAAACCUUCAGGUUUUCACAAGUAAAGCAGGAGGCUUGUGUGUGUGUUGUAGUCUAGUCUCUGAUAUUCCUCAUGAGAUCAUAUACUCCAUAUAUUUUCUACAUAAAGGUUACAACAAAACUUUUACAGUUUCUCUAGAAAGAGCAGAAUCUCAUCAAUUGAAGGAAGUGGCUUUUAUGAAUCUUGACUAUUAUGUGGCUGCUUAUUUGCCUGGCCAGUUCCUGCACCUCCUGAACAUUCAACAUCCUGACAUGCUGUGCUAUAGUUUGUUUCUGACAGGUGAGGAUGCAAGAAUUGACACGUUACAAAACUGUUCCAUCCGGUGCCCAUGGGUGUCAGCAGCCCUGGACUGCAGUGCAGGAAGUCUGUACCAUGUGAGCAUCAGUGACAGUGCCUUGCUGCAGCUCCUGCACAAGAGCAAACGAGACUGUGAGAGAUUGGCAGCUCUGCAUUGUGCCCUGCUCUACUUCCAACACACAGAAGAUUUGGAAAUGCAGAUUAUUCAAUGGAUUUCUGAGAACCUGUCAACAUGUCAUUCUUUUGACCCCAUUCAAGAAUUUAUCAUUGCCUCCCUGUACUGCAGACUGUGUCCAGAAACUGAGAACCUGGAUAAACUCCUGCCCUACACAUCACUGCAUGACUGGAUUGGGGCUGUCCCUGGAGUAAUAUGUGCCACAGAUAUUAUUUCUCUACCUGUGUUAGAGUUCCAAAACUCCAAAGGCUUCUGGGAGAAACUCAACUCCAACCUGGAGAGUGUGAAGUAUGCAGAGCCACACUUCCACUACCACAGUAAGGUGCUCAGGAGGGAAUGGCACAACCUGUCAGAGGAGAGAGAGGAGAGAAGAACCACAGCAUAUUUGAGGAAUAUUUUUGAAAAUGCCAAAAAGGUGCUUUCUCACCUGGACACUUGGGACUCUGGGGCGAGGCUGGUCCCUCUCUUUGAGGAGGAGGAUUAUCAGCAGCAGCUGCUCAUGGGACUGAUGGUUGCUCAGCUGAAGGAUCACCUUAUGAGACAUCUACAAUAUGUUGGAAAAAAGAAGAUUGACCAAAUAGUUUUGGAUUAUGUUGCAAACCUGCUGAAUCUGGUGCAUCGAAUAAUGAAAGAAGUUUGGAGGAGAUACCAGCUUCAUUCCUGUAUCUUCUGCUUUGAUGAGAGAGGAAGUGCAGCAGAGUUUGCGGUGUUCCACAUCAUGAGUCGGAUUCUGGAAGCAGCAAAUGGCAUGUGCAUGCCUUUACCUCCCGGUUUUCACACUCUGCACCUGGGACUUGGUGUUCGAUGUCUGCCUCUGCACACCCUCCUGCACUACAUUGACAAUGGCAUCUUGCAAUUGACAGAAACGUGUGUCAGGAAAUUGCUGAAAGAUCUGGAUGACACUGAACAGAAUGAAAAGCUGAAGUUUAGUAUUGUCAUGAGGCUUCCAGAGGCUCUUGGUCAAAAGGUCCGCCAGUACUGGAACCAUCCGAUAAAUGCCAAUUUCAUAGCACGGAAAUAUGUGAAACUCUUGCUUGAGAAGCUGGGAAACAGGCAGUGCAGCAGGCCUGUCCCUGAGAGACUCUCCUUCCCCGUGGAGUUUCUGCCACUGAACUACCUGACUAACAUGCUGGCAGAGAUAGAGAAUCAAGGUGUGCGUCCAUAUGAAAAACAAGACCAUGUAAAUGCAAGAUUUGUAGAGGAAACAGCACUCAAGCACACUAUGACACUUCUGGGCCUCAAAUACUCCUGAAAAAACAUGCUGUUGAAGAAGGCUGUCAAACUGUGGUGCCUCUGUAAAAGUAUUUAUUUAAAUGAAAUGUUGUUUCCAAAAUAACCUGCAGUUUUGGGCAGUCACCAGUACUGA